Syngnathus acus (greater pipefish) is the source of this 1145-nucleotide messenger RNA. RefSeq names its product CD63 molecule (gene cd63). The record is from RefSeq and is a predicted model, not a curated record. Gene Ontology annotation, cellular component: membrane. Lineage: Eukaryota; Metazoa; Chordata; Actinopteri; Syngnathiformes; Syngnathidae. Bases 181 to 903 code for a protein of 240 amino acids. The transcript is spliced from 8 exons.
CAAAGGAGGGGUCGCCAUCAUCAUCAUCGUCAUCGUCAUCAUCUUCUGCUUCGUCACUUGGGGCGGGACUAGCAAGCAGCAAGGAGCGACGCAACUUCUCCAAAACUUCAACGCUUAGACCUGUUUGUCCUCCGUCCACGAAAUUUACACACCUCUAAAGGAAGCCGAUCCUCUUCAACCAUGACUCUCGAGGGCGGAAUGAAAUGCGUCAAGUACUUGCUCUUCUUCUUCAACUUCAUCUUCUGGUUAUGUGGCCUGGCAAUGAUUGUGGUGGGAGUCCUGGUUCAGGUGUCCUUACAUCAAACCGUCAAGAUCAGUGACGUGUCGGCUUCAGCAGCGCCCAUCGUCAUCAUCGCCGUCGGUGUGAUCAUUUUCUUCAUCUCCUUCUUCGGCUGCUGCGGCGCCUGGAAGGAGAACUACUGCAUGGUCACCUUGUUUUCCAUCCUUCUGUCAUUGGUCAUCCUUGUUCAGAUUGCGGCGGCGAUCACCGGUUACAUCUUCAGAAACAAAGUGUCUGAUGUAGUCCAGGACAGUCUGGCGGAUAUGAUCAAACGUUACAGCAACAGCUCGGCUGAAUUCAAAGCCAGCGUGGACGGUCUUCAGGCGGACUUGAAGUGCUGCGGCAUCAACGGCUCCUCCGACUGGCGAAACUUCCAGCCCGACGGCAUCUCUGUGCCCGACUCGUGCUGUGUGAACAUGUCUGCCAAUUGCGGCAUUGGCACCAUGAUGGACCCUGCUAAAGUGCACCAAGAGGGUUGUCAUGACGCACUUGAGAAGUUCCUGAAGAAAAAUAUCCUGUGGGUGAUCAUUGCCGCUCUUGUUCUGGCUUUAAUUGAGGUGAUGGGCGUCGUGUUUGCCUGCGUGUUGAUGCGAGGCAUUCGGAGUGGCUAUGAAGUCAUGUGAGUGACUCAUGUGGAAGAUCGCUUCACUUUCCUUUUUGUAGUGCCCAGAACAAUCUUGCAGCCCUUUUAGUGGUUACGUGUUGCAUACGUAGGCAUGCAACAUCCAUUCGACAACACUGUCCACUAUUUCUUGAUGCUUGACGAUUUUGAAUAUAUAUGCUGUUAUGUUAGAAUUUGUGAAGUUUUGUUUUUAAAGCUCGUUGGUUCCCGGUUUGUUUUUAUUAAAGAACCUUUCCAUCCAAA